UGGACACGAACAACGAAAUGUUAUCUGAUGUCUCAUCCGAUUUAUCAAUAUCUCGCGGUGUCGAACCAGAAAAACCAGAGAUUGACCUGAAUUCUGUGCGAAACGCCGUAGUUUAUGAUGAACUAGGAAACAAAAUAAGAUUUGGAGAUAUCUACAAGAAACAGAAAACAAUAAUUUGCUUCGUGCGGCAUUUCUUAGACUACACGUGCAAAGAAUAUGUGGAGGACUUGGCCAAGAUUCCUUUAGAAUAUCUACAGGAAGCAGGUGUGAGAUUGGUUGUGUUGGGCCCGGCACCAUACAAGUUCAUCCAAGGUUUUAAAAAGUUGACAGGAUAUCAGUACACUCUCUACUGCGAUCCUGAGCAAUUAGUGUACAAGGCCUUCAACUGUGUGGUAAAGCUAGACCAUGGCAACCCUUACAAAAGUAAGCAUAUCAAAUCUGGUGUGCUCAUGGGUGUACUGUCCAGUACAUGGAGAGCUAUGAGGUCCCCCAAUGAGUUCCAGGGAGAUGUGAAGCAGCAGGGAGGAGCCUUUAUACUGGGACCUGGUGAUGUGUUACAUUUUGCUCAUCACGAUCAGUCGUCAUCAGAUCACAUGCCAAUCAACAACUUGCUAACGAAAGCAGGUGUGCAGCAGGUCAGCUUCCAGAAAGAUCCACGCAUACAAGUUUUGUGACAGAUCAUAUCUUUGUCAUCCUCCUUCCAUUUGCUACCAUUAAUCCUGUGUUAUCAUCUAUCAGAUCAUCCUUGUGUUACUGUAUUGGGUUCUGUUGGAUGUCCUUGACACUUGUGUGAUGUCAUUGGGAUUUAAGUCAAGGUUCAGGAAGCCUUGAUUUUGCAGAGAGAAAUUAAACAGGUGCUUCUGUGUCUUCAUUUAACCAAUUGAGUCCCUGAUUGGGCUUCUGCUUUCCUCUGUGGCUGGGUUUAUGUCUGAUGUUCAAGUUACAUUGGCUACGUUGGUGGUCAUCUAAUGGUUUGCCUUCAUGUAAGACAGCACCAACAUUACUACUGUCAGAUUGUCUGUCAACCGCUGAGGUAACAUGGACCUGACAUACGUCCAUGGCCAUAUUAUCCUAUCAGUUUAUGUUCAUGAUGAUCAUUGUUCACAUUCAGCAAUGAAUGAGGACUUGACUAAAACUCAUUCAGUUCACAUCUUUCUAAAUAAGUUUCUGUUCAGGCUGCUGCCUUAUACAGUACCCCUCUGAGUGACUGCCAAUACGUGGCACUAGCGUGUGGUGAUAGGUGAUCAAACAGUUACUAGAGUAACUCCUAACAUACAGGUACAAGUGGAUUGAAAUAUAAAAAACAGAGUUAUGUCCCUUUGUGGCCUCUAGCAGAGCAUAGUUUUAAGUAACCGCGCUAUUCUUUUUAUCAUCGCACACUGUAUGUGUAGAAAAGCAUUUUAUACAUCAUCUCUAUUUUUACAUGUAACAGCAAAAUGAAAGUUUCAGAAAGUUGGUUAUGAUUUUAUUUUAUUUAUUUAUUUGAUUAUUUAAGACUAUAGCUUUGUCAUUCUGU
Liolophura sinensis is the source of this 1516-nucleotide messenger RNA. Its product is annotated as peroxiredoxin-like 2C. The record is from RefSeq and is a predicted model, not a curated record. The coding region runs from base 18 to 674 and encodes 218 amino acids. Lineage: Eukaryota; Metazoa; Mollusca; Polyplacophora; Chitonida; Chitonidae. The transcript is spliced from 7 exons.